Messenger RNA from Rattus rattus (black rat), 1542 nucleotides. It is a transcript of the gene Cnbd1, whose product is annotated as cyclic nucleotide binding domain containing 1. Lineage: Eukaryota; Metazoa; Chordata; Mammalia; Rodentia; Muridae. The transcript is spliced from 13 exons. The record is from RefSeq and is a predicted model, not a curated record. The coding region runs from base 1 to 1542 and encodes 513 amino acids.
AUGACUGAGGAUUCUCUUCCAACAGAUAUUUUGGCUCACAUGAUAGCCAUUAACAACGUGCCUCCUCCUCCUCUUCGCAGUAUACCACGCCUGAAAGUGCGCAAAACCAUUAAUUAUGGUCAGUUAAAUGCCUUAUGCCACAUUAGAGGACUAGAGAGCAGGCGGAAUUCUUCCAUUUAUUUGGCAGCUCAUGAUACAUUCAUCAAGCAAUAUCCUCAGAUAUUCCUCCAUGAAAAAACAGUAUUGCCUAAAGUUCCUCAACCGGUUGAAAAAAGAAAAUCUGAUCUACAGAUAGACCAGAAGAUAUCCCAACCUGCUAAAUCACACAAUAUAUCUCUGUAUCUCAGUGAAGCGCGUGGUGGUCCUUGUGUUAAUGAAGGCGAACUCUCUGAAUCAAAGUUCCAGAAGUUCUUAGAUAUCUUAAAGAAGCUGCCAGUACACAGAACAAUCCAUGAACAUAACUUCGUGUGGAAGAUGUUGAAGAAUAUUCCAGUGUUAGCCUCUCAACUUAGAAGUGAGCAUCUAAAAAUCCUGAGUAAGAAAGUCAUGUCUGAAACCUGGAUCAAAGGUAGCACAGUGAUUGGUGAUGAUGGACUUUAUAUCAUGCUGACAGGCCACGCUCGACGUCGUGUAAAGGUGUUCAGAAGUCUGAUUGAAGAAGAGGACUCAAUCAUCUCUUCACUCUCCAGAGAAAGUUUUCUUUUUGACGUAGAGUUCAAAGAUUCUGCAGUGGCUGAGAUAUAUGUACCUUCAAAGAAAUUAACAGUGAAAAAGUGGGGUGUCUUUGGAUCGCUGGAAGUUAGACCUGACAUGGAUGAAUGUGAACGUUCAAUUGUGACAGACGACGACUGUGAAAUCCUGAAAAUACCUACAAAGGAGUAUGAGAAGUUAAAAUUGGAAAAAGUAAAACGUGAAAAUGCACAAAAGUUGAAAUUAAUUCGCAAGUGUCCGUUUUAUGAAAUUUGGCCUACCUUAUCCAUAUAUGAACUAGUUUCACUUAGUACAUUCAAAAUUUUUCCUCCAGGUCAUGUGUUAGUAGAAAGUGGAAAUAUCAUUUCGUUUGUGGGUUUUAUCAAUUCUGGAUAUUGUAACAUUUACAGAAAUAUUGUUGGACUCGUGGAUCUAUCACUUAAAGUGAAGAAAAUUAAAAAACUUGUUUAUAUGGGUAAACUUAAGGAGAGGGAGUCCUUUGGUGAGAUCAGUAUUCUUCUUCAAUCUCCCUUUACAUGCACAAUUAUUACUGGACGGGAAGUUGAGAUGGCAAUUAUUGAAGAUAAGGAUAUACUCGGUAAGUCACUGGAUCCACUAACCAAGGAACUUAUGAUUCAAACAGCAAAACCAACUUUUGGGCAUCUGACAGAAGAAGACGUAAAAAAUGAAUACAUAAAAAAAGUACAAGAAAAAGAAUGGAAAUAUUUCAAGAAUAAGACGAUUCAAAGAAUCUUUCAAACUAAAGGAGUUCUUCCUGGCUUUGGAAAAUGGGCACACGAUUGGUCAACGAUCCCCAAGAAUUUUAAGAGCAGUCUUAUCACUUAUACAUGA